AUGAAUGUUGUUAGUAAUAAUGGUGGUAAUGGUGGUGUUGAUUCAAGCUAUGAUUCUGAUCCAGAAUCAUCACAAAAUAGUGAAUUAAGAAAAUUAGUUACCGAUCUUAUUGAUUCAGAACAAUCAAAUCGAAAUAAUCAUCAUAAAAAGAAACGUAAAUCUAAAAAACAACAACAAAAUUGGCAACAACAACAACAACAACAAUCUCAACAACAACAUGCCGAAAUUGAUCGUACAUCAUCAGAAACAUUAUCACAAGAAUAUUCAGAAUAUGUUACAAGACAAAUGUUUACCAAUAAUAAUAAUAAUAAUAUUGAUAAUCAUCCUAUUUUAACAACAACAACAACACAAACACCACCAACAACAACAACAAUGAUUGAAAAUCAGAAAAAAUCUGCCGAAUUUGAAAUGAAAAUAAAAUUUGCAAAAAAACUUGGCUAUUCCGAACAACAAGUUUGUCAAGCAAUUGAUUUAUUAGGUGUUGAUUGUCAACAAAAUGAAUUAUUAGCACAAUUAAUUAAUUUAUCAUCAUCAUCAUCAUCGACAACAACGAAUAUGAAUUUAAUGAUGAUGAUGAAGCAAAAUACAAAUCCAUUACAAUUGAAUUUAAAUAAUCAACAACAACAACAAUUGACAAAUUAUCAUCAUCAACCACUUGGAUAUUCAAUUUCAUCAUCAAUUUUAUUGAAUUGUAAUUCAUCUAAUAAUGGUGGUGGUAAAUCAACGGUUGGUAAAACUUUAUCAAGUCCAGUGAUUGGAUCAUCAUCAUCAUCAACUGCCGCAACAUCCGCCGUAUCACCUGCAUCAAACAAUAUCAAUAAAAAUGGAAAUUUAACUAAUUCAAAUAAUCGAAACAAUUCAAGUGGAAAUAGUAAUUCUAUUGAAUUACGUUCGAUUGUUAUUGAUGGAAGUAAUGUUGCUGUUAAUCAUGGAAAACAGAAAAAUUUUUCUUGUCGUGGUAUUGAACUUUGUGUUGAUUGGUUUAAAUCACGUGGCCAUCAAAAUAUAGCCAUUUUUGUACCAUCAUGGAGAAAAUCACCAAAUGCUGAUUUUGAUCUUCCUGUCAUAGAUCGUGAAAUAUUAUUAAAAUUAGAACAAGAUGGUUUAUUACAUUUUACACCAUCAAGAUCGGUAUCCGGACGUAUAUUAGCACCAUAUGAUGAUCGUUAUAUAUUGAAUCAUGCAUUAAAAAAUGAUGGUAUUAUUGUAUCGAAUGAUCUUUAUCGUGAUUUAGUUAUCGAAAAUAAUGAUUAUAAAAAACUUGUUGAUGAACGUUUAUUAAUGUAUUUAUUUGUUGAUGAUGAAUUUAUGCCACCUGAUGAUCCACUUGGACCACGUGGACCAUCAUUAGAUAAAUUUUUAUCCAAACCAUUAUCAUUAGAAAAUGUUAGAAAUAUUGCCAAAUUUAAUAAAAUUUGUCCAUAUGAUAAAAAAUGUACAUACGGUAAUAAAUGUAAAUAUUAUCAUCCUGAACGACAACAACAACAACAACAACAAUUAUCAACAACAACAUCAUUAUCAUUAUCAAAUUCAUCAUUACCAUCAUCAUCAUCAUCAUCAUCAUCGUCAACAACAACAACAUCGAAUAGUAAUAAUAAACAACUUCGAACAUUAAAAAGUUUACCAUUAAAUAAUCAAGGAAUGAAAAAUUUACAAUCAAAUUCAAAUAAUAAUUUAUCAAAUAUUUGGUCAAGUAUGGAUAAUCAGAUUAUAUCGGGUGGAUUAGGAUCAUCAUCUGGAAUGGUGUUGUCUUGUCCAAAGAAAACAACAUUAUUUCGUACAAAAUCUAGUGUUUCAAUCGAUCUUCAAGAUAAAAAUCAACAACAACAACAACAAUCGCAACGAAAUCGUUUGAAUGAUAAUGUACAACAACAAUCAUUAGGAUCAAUGAAUAAAACGUUAGUUAAUGUUAAUAAUAAUCAACAAAAACAUCGAAAAUUAGAACGACAAUUAACAUUAUAUUCGGAUGCUGAUCCACGAUUACCGAAUCUUUUUCCAAAAUCAACAACAGAAAAUAAAGAAAAAUUAUCACAAACAAAAAGUUGGAAUAUGAUAAUCGGUGGACAUCAUAAUAAUAAUCAUCAUCUUCAUCAUGGUCAAGUAAAUAAUAAUAAUAAUAAUAAUAAUAAUGGUUUAUUAUUACAAACAUUAUCCAAUUCAAUGGCAACAUUAUCAUUUUGUUAUGGAGAUAAUUCCAUUCGAAAUUCAUUGAAUGAAUCACCAUCGACUACAUCAUCAACGACAUCCGCAUCCACAUCAUCAUGUCGAACAAAUUUACUAACAACUGUAAAUGCAAAUGGACAAAAUAAUUCCUAUAAUCUUUCUGCCAAUAAUAAUAAUAAUCAAUUUUCUCAUUAUAAUCAACAUCAUAAUCAUCAUCAUAAUUAUCAACAACAAUCAUUAAAUAAUCAUAAUCAUAAACCAUUAAUGAUUAAAUCACAUUCAUUAUCAUCAUCAUCGAAUGAUAUUUUAAACAAUAUUUCAAUAGGCACUGCCGCCACCAAUACAUUAGAUCAUCCAACAUCAUCAUCACAUUAUAUUUUACAACAACAACAACAACAAAAUCAUCCAAAUCAACAAUCAUCACAACAAUCACCUUAUCAUCAACAACAACAAAUUACAUCAUUCAAAAUUAAUCAAUCCGGUUUAAAUCGAUUGAAUUCAAAUACAGCUGCAUUAAUCGAUGAUCAAAUUCCUCUUCAUCAUAAUCAUAAUAAUAAUAAUCAUUAUCAACAACAACAACAACAACAAUUUAAUGAAAUACGAUCAAAAAUUUAUUAUCAUUUAUCAUCAUUAUUUCCAUCGGAUAUUGUUUAUAAUGCAAUGAUACAAAUGCCAAAUGAAACUGAUCCAAAUAAAAUUUGUUCAAUUAUAAUUCAAAUGAAUCAUGAACAUAAUUUAUCGUCAACAACAACAACAACAACAACAUUAAAUGAUUUGUCAUUAGCCACCAACAAUACCAAUACCCCCGCAACCACAUUAUCAUCAUCGACAUCGACAGCAGCUUCAUAAUUUUAGACAAGAAUUUUCUCAGAUUUUUCUUCGCCAUUUUUCCUCUCCAAAUCUUAAUCGAUUGGUGGAGUGCCAAAAA
This is a messenger RNA of Dermatophagoides pteronyssinus (European house dust mite), 3091 nucleotides long. RefSeq lists its product as uncharacterized. NCBI's taxonomy places the organism in Eukaryota, Metazoa, Arthropoda, Arachnida, Sarcoptiformes, Pyroglyphidae. Gene Ontology annotation, molecular function: RNA endonuclease activity; metal ion binding; mRNA binding. Gene Ontology annotation, cellular component: cytoplasmic ribonucleoprotein granule; nucleus. The record is from RefSeq and is a predicted model, not a curated record.